Messenger RNA from Daucus carota subsp. sativus, 941 nucleotides. RefSeq names its product protein PHOTOSYSTEM I ASSEMBLY 2, chloroplastic. The record is from RefSeq and is a predicted model, not a curated record. The transcript is spliced from 3 exons. Lineage: Eukaryota; Viridiplantae; Streptophyta; Magnoliopsida; Apiales; Apiaceae. Bases 146 to 640 code for a protein of 164 amino acids.
AAGGGCGUUAAAAACAAUGAGGCAGGGAGGUUGCAACAAGAAGUGCACACAGCAUCAUCAUUGGUAUAAUCGAAGUCACCAAUUUGGAUUCACAAAUUUACUCCCUUGCAUCUCUAGCUCCUCAUCAUCUUAAUUCAUUUGCACCAUGAAUUCUUCAACUAGCUUCAAGAUUUCAUCAUCAUUUUCUUUGCCCCCUUCUCAUCUUCACAACCAUUCAAGCUUUAGUUUCAGGACUAUAAUACACCACCACAAACAACCCCUUUUCAUCACUGCUUCUUCUUCUUCUUCCACCAAUGGCUCCAUUUCACCUCAGGCCGAUUCACAUGCAGUAGAGGAUUCACAUAGACGCAGAAGCGGUUUGGAGUCUUUGUUCUGUUAUGAUAAAGCCAUACCCGAGGAGAUUAUUGAGAAGCCAACUGGUUUAUCCUUAGCCGAGAAGAACAUUGGAGAUAAGAUGCGGUGUUCUGACUGCCAAGCUAAAGGUGCUGUCCUUUGUGCCACUUGUUCUGGUUCAGGUUUAUAUCUGGACUCUAUAUUGGAGAGUCAAGGAAUCAUGGUAAAAGUUCGCUGCCUAGGUUGUGGCGGAAGCGGUAACAUAAUGUGUUCAGAUUGUGGUGGUAGAGGUCACAUUGGAGUUUAGUUGUAAGGUUUGAGUUACUCCUGCAUCGGUGUAUUUUAUUCUUGUAUUUUGUAUCAUCAAUACAUAGUGAAAAUGUUAAUUUAAGCCCCCCCACUAGAUGGUGGUAAUCAUCAUCUAGUGAAGAUUUUGAACAAAAAGUGUUCACAAGAAUAUGUGCACUUCAUAUGCCUUGAUACCCUUUACCCAGAUGUUAAGAAGUGUGAUCGAGUUUUGGUUUGUAGUAAUUAUAUCGCUUUCUCAUUUUUUUUGUUGUUGAAGACUUCAAGUAAAUUGCUCAAAUUGCGACCGGAUGACUUCAUUU